Aspergillus niger is the source of this 384-nucleotide messenger RNA. RefSeq lists its product as hypothetical. Lineage: Eukaryota; Fungi; Ascomycota; Eurotiomycetes; Eurotiales; Aspergillaceae. The record is from RefSeq and is a predicted model, not a curated record. The coding region runs from base 1 to 384 and encodes 127 amino acids. The transcript has 4 exons.
AUGGAUCAACUUGAAUUGGACAUGAUAGGGAAGAAUUCCCCGAUGUGGCAGGACAAGGCCUCGCAGAAGAUAGGAGGUGGUCCUUUCCGUAAAGCUGCCAAUUUUGCGAGGCAGAUCCACUCGGGGAUGACUGUCGGGUGUCCCAUAGUUCGUCUUGGGUUCGUCGUACGUGUGUUAAGUUCGGUUUGCUGUCGGGAAGGUAUCGCUGUGAGAGACUACCCCAGAGCUUUUGUAGCGGGAGUGGGAGAUGGAAGUAAGCUCAGUCAAGAUGAAGCUGGUGGUCUACUUGCUACUAUUGGCAUAGAUGGAGGAUGCCUCAGGUACCAGGCGUAUACUGGGCAUAUUUUGCUAAAAACACGAGUAUCUGCACAUAGCCCGCGAUAG